ACAGCCGAACACGUCCAAACGCACUCUGUAGCCCUUGAAAGCUAACAGAGUUGACGCCGGUGCAAUGGAACAGCAGAACGGGCGCGCCGCGUGACCCUUGACCGUCUAAGGCCGUCCACUUCUUUCCAGGAUCUCAGGCUUCGCCGAUCUUAGAAGAAACCGAUCUCUCUGGCAUCUAAGUAAGCAAAGGCGACGCAAAAGAUCCGUCGGGAGGUCGAGGCUCAACAUGAAGACCAUACUUAGGUAACCCUAAUUGCCUAUCGAUCUGUUUUUCUGUUGACUUUUUCCCAUCAGGUUCAGGAGUUGACGUUAAAGUGAAUGUUCGACGAUUGAUUCAAGAUCUUUAUCUAUUCGACCAUCAACAGUGCUUGAUCGCGUUUCUACAUUCAUUGUAGACUAAAACACUAGAAAAUGUUGUCCUUAGUUGGCUUAGGGCUUGGCAGCCCCGAUGACGUGACAGUCCGUGGUCGUGAGGUGAUCCGUCGCGCCGACGUCCUAUAUCUUGACGCCUAUACAG
Amoebophrya sp. A25 is the source of this 517-nucleotide messenger RNA. NCBI's taxonomy places the organism in Eukaryota, Dinophyceae, Syndiniales, Amoebophryaceae. The record is from the annotation of a GenBank genome assembly.